This is a messenger RNA of Spirometra erinaceieuropaei, 482 nucleotides long. The record is from the annotation of a GenBank genome assembly. NCBI's taxonomy places the organism in Eukaryota, Metazoa, Platyhelminthes, Cestoda, Diphyllobothriidea, Diphyllobothriidae.
AUGUUGACUGAGCAACAAAAAAUACCAACUGACCAACUCUUCUAUUUGUUUCUACCUCUCAAGAUUGCAGCUAAUCUGCUCCUCUUCAUGGAGGAGGAAGCCGCCUUCUGGAUGAUGUGCUCCAUAAUUGAGGACAUCUUACCGCCCUCCUACUUCUCUGCGGACAGUCUGAUAGGUGUGCAAGCCGAUCAGCGCGUACUCGGCGAACUUAUCUCCGUCUUCAUGCCCCGUCUCAAGGCAGUUAUUCAGGAGCACGAAGUCGGUAGGCCAAAUCGUUUUGCUCUCCGUUUUUGCUUAUUGCUGGACAAGAAGAAGUGUGGUAUCAUGUGUUACGUCGAAUACACCAGAUAUCUGAAUAUAUGGCGCCGUUCGCUUGGAGAGUUCGCUUAAAGAACUCAUUCACCAAUUAUCUAUACUUAUUUUGCCAUUCCUCUAUGCAUACAGUAGCCCAGCCUGUAAAAUCCCUAUUACCACCUUUCCCC